Messenger RNA from Zingiber officinale, 1921 nucleotides. RefSeq names its product squamosa promoter-binding-like protein 16. Gene Ontology annotation, cellular component: nucleus. The coding region runs from base 491 to 1621 and encodes 376 amino acids. The transcript has 3 exons. Lineage: Eukaryota; Viridiplantae; Streptophyta; Magnoliopsida; Zingiberales; Zingiberaceae. The record is from RefSeq and is a predicted model, not a curated record. Gene Ontology annotation, molecular function: DNA binding.
GCAACUUGUAAUGGAUAGCAACCACACCCUGUCACUUUUGGCUGGACUUUUUCCACAGUUGCAGCUUGCUGCUCUGUUCUCUCUCUCUUUCUCUCAGUAACUUUGGCAAUAAUUAUGGCUAAAGCCUUUUGUGUGUCUCCUCUGGGGCUCAUCUCUACUUAUAGGGCACCUCUGCGUUCUAUGCUGUCUCGUUCAGGAGCUGUGCUCCCACUGUACUCGAGCUUAACUCCACCUCUCUUUUAACCUCCUAUUCAAUGCUUGAAUAAUUGAGUCCGGUGUCAGUAGAUCGAGUAGUGGUGAUGGGGAAGGCCAAGCGCCAGCCGGUACUGCUGCAGCUCCUCUGCUCGUAAGCCUCCUCGCUUUGUCUGCCUCUGUUGCCUUCCCGUAUCCCCCUUUCAUCUUGCCGAGUGGAGACUUUUACUGGAUUCUUCAACUGCGCGAAGCCUUUUGCGAGCUUGUUGGAUUGCUUCCCUCAUUUGCUCAGCGUUUGAUGGAGUGGAGCAGCUCCAAGGUGCCGUAUUGGGACAUGGCGGAGCUGGAGCAGGGGGCGGAGCUCAACGUGGGCGCUUUGGCGGGUCCGAGCUUUGUCCUGGGGAGCCAGAGCGGCGGGUUGGUGGAUUGCUCGGUCGAUCUGAGGCUGGGUGGGUUGGGUGAGUUCGGGCCGCCGGAGAGGUGGCUCCCCGUACCCGCAUCGACCGCGGCGGCGGCGGCAGCCGUUCCGUCGAGGAGAGCCCGUGCGGGAAGCAAUGCCGGCGCCUCGUGCUUAGUCGACGGGUGCAAAUCCGACCUCAGCAACUCCCGUGAAUAUCACCGGCGGCACAAGGUCUGCGAGGUCCAUUCCAAGACGCCGAUGGUGAUGGUGGGUGGCCAGGAGCAGCGCUUCUGCCAACAGUGCAGCAGGUUUCACCAACUGUUGGAGUUCGACGAGGUCAAACGUAGCUGUCGAAAACGCCUAGACGGCCACAAUCGACGCCGAAGGAAGCCUCAACCCGAAUCCAUCAAUCCUGGAAGCUUAUUUCCAAACACUCAAGGAGGCAGCUUCUUGAUGUACCCUCCUCCUCCUCCUCAUGGGAUCCCAUCUCCAACACAAGGGCACAGCACCUGGUCUGGGAUCGACAGCCAGCAAUGCUUCUCUGCCUCAUCGAGCACCAAAAACAUAAAACAGUUCUCUUUUCUGCAAGAUGACAGCAGCCGUUUCUCGCAGCCCACAUUCCACGCCAUGCUCAAGGCGACGUCGACAGCAGAGAGUGGCAGCGGCAGUAGCAGCAGCAAGGUUCUCGCCGGAGGAGUGCCGCCUGAGCAAAUCCUCGACUCCGACUGUGCUCUCUCUCUUCUGUCAGCAGCUCAGGGAUCGGGAGGCAUCGGCGUCGGCCAACUGCUGCCUGCCGGAAGGAUACCCGUGCACCGGCCUCUGGUUUCCGAUCUCGCCUACGCCACUGCUCGACCUUCGAGCUAUGCUUCGGCGCAACCAGUUGCCUUUUCUUGUUUCGAUGAUCCAGAAGGCAAUGUGUUCGUUUGCGAGGCCGAGACCGGCCUUCAGUGCCAGUGCGUGUUCAAUGCGAUGGGCGGAGCAGGGUCGUCCGGCGAGGCCUCCCAAGCUCUUCCAUACCCAUGGCAGUAGCUCGAUAGAUGCCUGCACUUUUCAUGAUCGAUUACAGUCCCUCAUUGUUGGUGCGAGACUACAGAUUAUGUUCUAGUACAUGAAUUCAAUUCAGGAUCUGGAUCUGCAUGCAUGUGCCGAUUGUCCUCAUCCUAAAUGCGUACUGUCGUUUUAAGGUUUCAGGAGGGUUUCAAGCAAUGAAAAGCUACAUUUUCCACUGUCUACCUACUGUUAAACCUAGCGCUUAGAUCGGUCAAAGUCUUAGUGAAGCUUUGUGCCAUCGAUCUAGUGAAAUUAAUUGGUGAACUUGAUAUCUAAAUU